AUGGCAGAUAGCACUGUCUCGUUUUUUCUAGAGAAGUUGAGCAACUUGGCCAUUCAAGAAGCUUCUCUAUUUGGAGAAGUCGAAGGGCAGAUCACGCUGCUGCGCAACGAACUUCCAUGGAUGCGACUCUUUCUGAGGCAAGCAAGUAUGAACCGCACAUCUGAUGAAAGGUUGAGGCUGUGGGUGGAUCAGAUGAGAGACGUAUGUUUUGAUGCUGAAGAUGUCGUGGACGAUUUCAUGUUCAGGGUUGAUCACAUGCGCCAGCAAAGACUCAACAAUCUCAAAUGUCUCAGGCCCUUACCUCAAUGCAUUGGCUUCAGUGACAAGUUACUGCUCGUCCAUGACCUCAAGGCUCGAAUGGAGAAUAUCAAUAUCACAGUUGAGAAAAUUUUGGUUAAUAAAACGAGGUAUGGUAUUGAAAAUCCAAAGGAUUUGGAAACUUGGAGCUUUACCAAGGAAGAAGACCUGCCGCCUACAGAGAAGGUGGGGGUGGUUCCAGAUCGAAAUGUUGGGGAAGUCGACUUUGUGGGGAUGCAAUCUCAAGUGGAAUGUGUGAGGGAUCAUCUGCUGACGAGGACAGGAGUGGUGUGCAUUUUGGGGAUGGGCGGCCUAGGCAAGACAACUCUUGCUAGGAGAGUCUAUAAUGAUAGAAAUGUUAAGCGACACUUCGAUUGUCGUGUUUGGGUUUCUGUAUCUCAGGAGUAUAGAAUUGGAGAGCUUUUGAUGCGGAUCGCCAAUUCUGUUCUGACGCCCACUCCUCAACAGAGACGUAGAGUAAAGGAGACUGAGUUAGGGAACACCCUUCGGGAUACAUUGAAUGCAGACCCAGCUUCAAAGUCGCUGCAACUCCUUCACACUCUUGGUAGUAGUGGUCUUGUCAUCUUUUCUUCUUCUCUCUGA
Messenger RNA from Vitis riparia (riverbank grape), 900 nucleotides. RefSeq names its product disease resistance protein RPP13-like. The transcript is spliced from 3 exons. Bases 1 to 900 code for a protein of 299 amino acids. The record is from RefSeq and is a predicted model, not a curated record. Lineage: Eukaryota; Viridiplantae; Streptophyta; Magnoliopsida; Vitales; Vitaceae. Gene Ontology annotation, molecular function: ADP binding.